AUGGAGAACGAGCCUUCUGCGCCUGCGUCCAAGACGACCACCCUCGCCGGCUCUGCCGCACCGUCGCGCGCCACCUCGCUCAAGAAGACGGCACCCGAGUCCGCCCCGACGUCGCGUGCGCCGUCGACGUUCCACCCGCAGGACGAGGUCGACGAGGUCCCGACCAAGGAGCGCGCGCCCGUCUUCGUCGUUGCCCUCUGCCUCUUCCAGUCGCUCGCCGGUCUCCUCUUUGGAUGGGAGCAGGGUGUCAUCUCGGGCCUCGUCCAGAACGACGUCUACCAGCGCCGCUUCGGCGAGCCUGAUGCGGCGUCGCCGUCGGGCUACUCGAUCCCGUCGACCCGGCAGUCGCUCAUCACCUCGUUCAUGAGCCUCGGCGCCCUGUUCGGCGCCCUCAUCAUCGGCCCCGUCGCUCGUCGCACCGGCAUCAAGAAGUCGUUCAUGUUCUCCCUCUUCAUCUACAUGGUCGGCCUCGCCAUCGAGACGUCGGGCCAGGACCAGUGGGGCCAGGAGGUCGCCGGUCGCUUCGUCACGGGUUUCGGCGUCGGCUCGCUGUCGCUCCUCGCCCCGCUGUACCAGGCCGAGUGCUCGCCGAAGCACCUGCGCGGCCUCAUCACCGGCACGUACCAGCUCAUGGCGACCGUCGGCAUCUUCCUGUCGAACGCCGUCAACUACUCGCUCCACGACGCCGGCAACGACUUCUCGUGGCGCUUCCCGAUCGCGGUCCAGUUCAUUUUCGGCGCCGGCGUCUUUAUCGGCACCGUCUUUGCGCCCGAGUCGCCCCGCUACUUCGUCCAGCGCGGCAACAUCACCCAGGCUCGCGCCAACCUCGCCAAGCUGCGCGGUCUCGAGCAGGAGGACCCUGCGCUCCUUGCCGAGCUCGACCAGAUCGUCGCCGGCGUCGAGGACGAGAAGCUCGCCGCCGACUCGACCUACCUCGACUGCUUCCGCGCCAAGGACAAGAUGCUCCUGCGCACCAUGAACGGCAUCCUCAUCCAGAUGGGCCAGCAGUGGACCGGCGUCAACUUCUUCUUCAGCUACGGCACCAAGUUCUUCGCCGCCUCGGGCAUCAAGGACUCGUUCAUGACGCAGCUCAUCCUCUCGGGCGUCAACGUUAUCGCCACCUUCCCGGGCCUCCUCGCUGUCGACCACCUCGGUCGCCGCACCGUCCUCUUCAUCGGCUCUUUCAUGAUGUUCUCGGGCCAGGUCAUCGCCGGCGCUGUCUCGACGGCGAAGCCCAACGACCCGGCCGCCGGCAAGGCUCUCAUCUUUGCGAGCUGCUGGUUCAUCGCCGGCUUUGCGUCGUCCUGGGGCCCGCUCGGCUGGGUCGUCGCCGCCGAGCAGUUCCCGCUCAAGAUUGCCCCCCUCUGCGUCUCGCUCGCGACGGCCUCGAACUGGCUCAACAACUUCAUCAUUGCCAUGAUCGUCCCGUACAUCACCGACGCCGAGUACGCCAACCUCCAGAGCAAGAUCACCUUCAUCUGGGCCGGCGCCAUUGCCUUGUUCACCAUUUACGUCUUCUUUUUCCUUCCCGAGACCGGCGGGCUUUCGCUCGUCCAGGUCGACGAGCUUUACCUCACCGGUGUCCCGGCGUGGCGCAGCAGCUCGUGGACCCCGUACGGCGGCGCGACCAAGCGCAACCGCGAGGACCGCACCGACGAGGCCAAGCGCCUCAAGCUCGGAACCGAGGAGUCGCGCCUCGAGAACGUCCCGGCCAAGCGCAACCUCGACGACGAGGAGGAGACGACCGCCAAGGCGGCUUGAGCUUCCCUUUCUCUGUUGGUCGUCUCCCCUUCCGCAGCUCGCCUGCCCCUCGCUCUCGCACUCUCUUUCCCUCGUUCGCACUUCCUCCUGUCCCCUUUGGCUAGAUUCCCUCGUCCUAGAUUCUCAGAUUACCUAGAUUAGACCCUCAUCGACGUACAGCAGCUGUCGUUCUGCAUUGCAUCGCAUCCUCCCC
Rhodotorula graminis WP1 is the source of this 1954-nucleotide messenger RNA. RefSeq lists its product as uncharacterized. The coding region runs from base 1 to 1761 and encodes 586 amino acids. The record is from RefSeq and is a predicted model, not a curated record. Lineage: Eukaryota; Fungi; Basidiomycota; Microbotryomycetes; Sporidiobolales; Sporidiobolaceae. Gene Ontology annotation, molecular function: carbohydrate:proton symporter activity. Gene Ontology annotation, cellular component: membrane. The transcript has 12 exons. Gene Ontology annotation, biological process: carbohydrate transport; transmembrane transport.